CACCGCGCCUCACGCCGCGCACCGCGCCGGCCGGACUGACGGACGCACGGACGGACGGACGGACCCGCUCGUGCGACUGCUGCCGCGGCGGCGGCGCCCGCGCGAGUCGCGGUCAGGGGGCGGCGGCGGCGGCGGCGGAGCCCGGCGGGGAGCAAUGGCGGCCGACAGCCGGGAGGAGAAAGAUGGAGAACUUAAUGUUCUAGAUGAUAUUUUGACUGAAGUACCAGAACAGGAUGAUGAACUAUAUAAUCCAGAGAGUGAACAAGAUAAAAGUGAAAAAAAGGGAUCAAAGAGAAAAAGUGACCGAAUGGAAUCUACUGACACCAAGCGACAAAAGCCUUCUGUCCAUUCAAGACAAUUGAUUUCUAAGCCACUAAGUUCAUCUGUCAGCAAUAACAAACGAAUAGUUAGUACAAAAGGAAAGUCAGUCACAGAAUAUAAAAAUGACGAAUAUCAAAGAUCUGAAAGAAACAAGCGUCUAGAUGCUGAUCGGAAAAUUCGUCUUUCAAGCAGUGCCUCUAGAGAACCUUUUAAGAGUCAGCCUGAAAAAGCUUGUCUACGGAAAAGGGAUCCUGAAAGAAGAGCUAAAUCUCCUACACCAGAUGGCUCUGAGAGAAUUGGGCUUGAAGUUGAUAGACGUCCAAGCAGAUCCAGUCAGUCUUCAAAGGAAGAAGUGAACUCUGAAGAAUAUGGUUCUGACCAUGAGACUGGCAGCAGUGGUUCUUCUGAUGAACAAGGUAAUAACACUGAGAAUGAGGAAGGAGUAGAGGAAGAUGUGGAAGAAGAUGAAGAGGUAGAUGAAGAUGCAGAGGAAGAUGAGGAGGUCGAUGAAGAUGGAGAGGAGGAGGAGGAAGAAGAGGAAGAAGAGGAGGAAGAAGAUGAAGAAGAGGAGGAAGAAGAAUAUGAACAGGAUGAGAGAGACCAGAAGGAGGAAGGAAAUGAUUAUGACACUAGAAGCGAGGCCAGUGACUCUGGUUCUGAAUCUGUUUCCUUCACAGAUGGAUCUGUCAGAUCUGGUUCAGGCACAGAUGGAUCAGAUGAGAAAAAGAAAGAAAGGAAGAGAGCUCGAGGCAUAUCACCAAUUGUUUUUGAUAGAAGUGGAAGCUCUGCUUCAGAGUCAUAUGCAGGUUCAGAAAAGAAGCAUGAGAAAUUAUCAUCUUCCGUUCGUGCUGUCCGAAAAGAUCAAACCAGCAAACUCAAAUAUGUUCUUCAGGAUGCAAGAUUUUUCCUCAUAAAGAGUAACAACCAUGAGAAUGUGUCUCUUGCCAAAGCGAAGGGUGUAUGGUCCACACUGCCUGUCAAUGAGAAAAAACUAAAUCUUGCAUUCAGAUCUGCAAGGAGUGUUAUCUUAAUAUUUUCUGUUAGAGAAAGUGGAAAGUUUCAAGGGUUUGCAAGACUUUCUUCAGAAUCACAUCAUGGAGGAUCUCCUAUACACUGGGUGCUUCCAGCAGGAAUGAGUGCUAAAAUGCUGGGAGGUGUCUUUAAAAUUGACUGGAUAUGCAGGCGUGAAUUACCCUUCACUAAGUCAGCUCAUCUCACCAAUCCUUGGAAUGAACACAAGCCAGUAAAGAUUGGACGUGAUGGACAGGAAAUUGAACUUGAAUGUGGAACUCAGCUCUGUCUCCUAUUUCCCCCCGAUGAAAGUAUUGACUUGUAUCAGGUCAUUCAUAAAAUGCGCCACAAGCGAAGAAUGCAUUCUCAGCCCAGAUCAAGAGGACGUCCAUCCCGUCGAGAACCAGUCCGGGAUGUGGGAAGGCGUCGACCAGAAGAUUAUGAUAUUCAUAACAGCAGAAAGAAACCAAGGAUUGACUAUCCCCCUGAGUUUCACCAGAGACCAGGGUAUUUAAAGGAUCCACGGUACCAGGAAGUAGACAGUUUCACAAAUCUUAUUCCCAACAGACGAUUUUCAGGAGUUCGCCGAGAUGUUUUUUUAAAUGGGUCCUACAAUGAUUAUGUGAGGGAAUUUCAUAACAUGGGACCACCGCCACCUUGGCAAGGAAUGCCUCCAUAUCCAGGGAUGGAACAGCCUCCCCACCAUCCCUACUAUCAGCACCACGCUCCUCCUCCUCAAGCUCACCCUCCUUACUCAGGACACCAUCCAGUACCGCAUGAAGCACGAUACAGAGACAAACGAGUACAUGAUUAUGAUAUGAGGGUGGAUGAUUUCCUUCGCCGCACUCAAGCUGUUGUUAGUGGUCGGAGAAGUAGACCUCGUGAAAGAGAUCGUGAGCGAGAGCGAGACCGUCCCAGAGACAAUAGAAGAGACAGAGAACGAGAUAGAGGUCGUGAUCGAGAAAGGGAGAGAGAGCGAUUAUGUGAUCGGGACAGAGACCGAGGGGAGAGAGGUCGUUAUCGAAGAUAAUGUGCUUUUGGGGAGCACUGAUUGAAGAUAAAAAAAAAUCUUGUAUUUUUUUUGUGUGUGUUUACAAGUAGUAAAUUUAUUUUCAGCUGUCCACUUAAAGUUCUUUGUGUAGAAGGAUUUAUUACCACCCUCUUUGUUCCAAGCAUGCAGUUUAAGAACUGGAAAACUCAAAUCCACCAAAAUACACAGUUGACACUUUCAUUGGGACAAAGUGGAACAGUCCAAGAAUGUAGUUAUUACAUUCUCCAUAAAUGUUCAUCUUGCAGUAUGUUCAUCCUACAGUUAUUUUGUUGUUACUUGUUUUCUUUCUUUUGGAUCUGGAUCAGUAACUGCCGUGGUAUUUUGCUUUGAUGUGUUUCUACAUGUAGUUGCACACGGUUCAGUAAAAUAAUGCUGCUAUCAAGUACAGAAAUACUGAAGUAUGAUGGUUUGACUGUAUGGCAGUGUUGUAGCAGCCUCUUGGUUUCUCCUUUCCCUGACCCCCCCCCUUUUUUUUUUUUAAAGAAAACUUAUAAAGUCACUUUUUUAUUUUUUAGUCUUCAAUGAUGAGAGCAAUAUUAAGAAGACAUUGCUAUCUAAUUUUUAAUCUUUUUAAAUAAAUUCCUAUGUUUGGUAGCAUGGUUGAUGCUGUUUAGCCUUCCUCUGUAAACUGUAUACAUUGGCUUGGAAUGCGUGUGGCAGCAGAAGAUGAUUCCCAUAGCCCACAUUGCUACUGUUUUGUAUAAAAUAAAUUGGUAAAGAUUGA
Molecule: messenger RNA, 3107 nt
Organism: Perognathus longimembris pacificus (Pacific pocket mouse)
Lineage: Eukaryota; Metazoa; Chordata; Mammalia; Rodentia; Heteromyidae
Gene: Ythdc1
Product: YTH domain containing 1
Exons: 17
Coding region: 155-2362 (735 amino acids)
Biological process (GO): regulation of alternative mRNA splicing, via spliceosome; mRNA splicing, via spliceosome
Cellular component (GO): nucleoplasm
Molecular function (GO): N6-methyladenosine-containing RNA reader activity; mRNA binding
Source: RefSeq, a predicted model, not a curated record